This is a messenger RNA of Amphiprion ocellaris (clown anemonefish), 3052 nucleotides long. RefSeq names its product guanine nucleotide binding protein (G protein), gamma 12b (gene gng12b). The transcript has 4 exons. The record is from RefSeq and is a predicted model, not a curated record. Gene Ontology annotation, cellular component: heterotrimeric G-protein complex. The coding region runs from base 171 to 389 and encodes 72 amino acids. Gene Ontology annotation, biological process: G protein-coupled receptor signaling pathway. NCBI's taxonomy places the organism in Eukaryota, Metazoa, Chordata, Actinopteri, Pomacentridae. Gene Ontology annotation, molecular function: G-protein beta-subunit binding.
GUUUAACCUGAAAGAGCUCCACUGUGGGAUUAUUUCAUGGCUCGACUUUGAACAAACCUUCGGAUCACAGAGGACAGAUUUUAUGUGGGCGACCCACACCAGAGCACCAAAUUCAUGCUCCUUGAGAACUUCUCCCUCACAGGUUAAAGAACAGCUGUCCGAAAACUGCAAUGUCAUCCAAAAUGCACAGCUCCAGUAGUAUCGCUCAGGCCAGGCGGACGGUGCAGCAGCUGAGGAUAGAGGCGAGCAUCGAGAGGAUAAAGGUGUCCAAGGCUUCGUCAGACCUGAUGCGCUACUGUGGAGAACAUGCCAAGAAUGAUCCGCUGCUCAUGGGUAUCCCAGCUUCAGAAAACCCUUUCAAAGACAAGAAGCCUUGCACUGUUUUGUAGAGAAACACCUGAACUCUUGCUGCUUUCGAUUUGGAUUCUAAUGUGUAAAAGCGCUGAUAGUAAUGCUGUUCACGACUUGCCUUAAGGCCAGUACACCUGUUAAGUUUUUCACACGCCUGCUGCAGUUUGACAAAGAAUGCAAUCCCCUCUGUCUUUUAGCCAGAUAGCAGUGACACCAAAGAACAGGCAGAAAUCUGAUGCUGUGGCCUCGGAUCAAAGCUUUUGCUCAAACAAUGAUGACUAAUAUUUUGCAUGAGGGCUCGGUGGUGACUUUUGUUUCUCUGCACUGUAAUCUGACAAGAUCUCGAACCCCACAGAGGUCGGCCUGAAAGAAGCUGUGCCAUGAAUGAGAGAGAUGAUGACUCCGUAAUUAUCACAGCAUGCAUAAACAUGCGGCCUCAAUCAUCAGUCCAAUCAGAUUUAGGCUUUCACCUCUUGCUUUCAUCAGGCUCGCUUGAGGAAAUGGUUGUUAUAGUUUGUGUCCUACUGAUAAUGAGCACCGAGAUAAUGACAUCCUGUCGUUCGACGGGUAAACUGUGCCGUCCAUCACAGGAGGACAGAUCGGAAGAGAGGAGGUUCAUUGCCGCUAAUGGACAGCUUCUGCUUUGUAUGGUCGCCUGCAGUAAGAAGUAAUAGUUUUUAAAAGUGAUCAUUAAACUGUUUCUCACUUUCUCUUUGCAUAGAGCAAACACAUGGGUUCAGACUGUCCUGACAUAUUCAGCUGAACCUACCCAGAGACAAACAUUUAAGUUUAAAUAGCGACAUAAUUUUCAUCUUUUCAGAUAUUAAGACACAGUGAUAAGAUGUGGGGCUGAAAUGAUAACAAUUUACAUUUUUCUUUGAACCCCCUGCAGUUUAGCAGUGCAAUGACUUUAAUUGAAUUCAGAACAACUCUUUUCUAUAUCAUGAAUGUAGCAUCCACAAGUUUUAAUAGCUGAUAAGUGAUUUUCCUCAUCAAAGUAUCUUUCCCUUUUCAACAUAAAAAAGUACCAGAAUGAAACAUGGCCUCAGACCACUAUACACCAUACUGUAGAUGAUACUUUAAGAUGUGGUACAAUCAAAAAGUUCUUGGACUACUUGUGCUGCAUACACAUCGAGCAUGUCAUGGUCAUUUACCUGCAACGUUGUCUGAGCAGCAACUAUCACAGGUCAAAAUGCUGCAUGACAUUAGAUGAUCAACAGCAAGACGUGGGUUAUACAUGUUUUUGUGACCACUGAUAGGUGUGCGUUGGCAGUCCUAAUGUGGAGCUCAAACUGGAACACGUUAGCAGUGAGGAUGGUCAAACCUUUAUGUGAAGAAUAAUCGCUGUUGAGAAAAACUGAGUCCAAACAACAGUGGAAGAGCUUCUGUCUCCAAGACCAGAGAAGGUGCAUCAGGCCAAGAGCACCAGGAGCAUCUUUGCUGUUUUCUUCAACAUUUUUGGAUGUUUGCACCAUGAAUUCACCCCCAGCAGUGAGUUUUACCGUAAUAUACUGAAGCAUUUGAAUGAGUAAUGUACUUUGCGCCUCUUAAUGUGGUAACAAUACAUGUUUCUUUUGGCCGCACUAACACAAUCAUAGCUAUGUGCCUGCUCAGCUCACCAGAUUUUGCUCCUUUGACCUCUUCCUUUUCCUCAAACGAAGUUAAAGUUGAAGUAGAUCCAGUGCCCAUCACAGAUGAUGCUUGACAUGUUUACAUCAGGGGACAUUCAGGGAACAUUACAAGCUUGACAUUAGAAGAGUGGUGUAUCGCUGCGCAAGGAGACUACUUUGACAGUGAUGGCAGUGACAGUUACAUCUGGUAUAGUUUUUGAUUUUAGAAUCACAGUCUUGCAGCAUUUUGAUCACAUCUCACAUUCCUUAUUCUUCAAUUAUCUAACAAAUAAUUCCCCAUCACCGCAGAAGAAAAAUAUUCAACACCAAUCUGUGCCAUCUGAUCAGAUAGUUUGUCUGCUCCUGUCUGCAGACCUGAGGCGUCUUACUAUCUCACUAUUCAGGCACUGUGAAACCUGCAAACACCAGAUGACUGUUAUGAGUCUGAAACAUUCCAUGUUUACAGCUGCUCUACUCUGAGUUUAUCUUGUUUGACAUAGCUGUAACUUUGUGACAUUUGUGUGUUGUGCUCAUGCAAAAAAGGAAAAAAGAAACACGAGCAACUAAUUUUGCAAUUUUACCAGCUGCAGCCUUAAUGAUGAAGUGAUCCUGCUUCAACCUCUAAACUACCUUUUUGUCACAUAAGUGCUGUUGUCUAAAACUGUGAAUAAUAAAGGCCCUUUAGGUGAGUUAAGGGAGUAUAUCUUAUUGUAUUUACCCUCUUAACUCCAUGUAUGUGUAUGGCAUAGUUCAAAAUGACUCAUGCUCACUAAUUGCAUUAAGAUGCAUCUCAUAUGUCCAUAUAUGUUGUAGCUAAAUAUGGAUGUUCAAAUACCACAGUUUGUGCUUGCUUGUUACUGUUUAACAUAUUGAUUCAGUCCAACCUCACUUUUGCAAAAUUAAUUCAACUUUUUGAAUUAAAACUGAAUGUGUUUGGGUUAAUGGUUUGAUUGUUUUUUUCUAGUGAAUUUGUGCUUUUGUCAGAGAAACAUUUACAGUAUGUGGUUUUCUACACAUGGUGUGUAUAACAACUUACUGUAAUAUUCUGCCUUUACCUGUUGGUGGUAAGUGCGAAUAAACUUUAAAAAUUA